AACAUUGAAUCUUAAGGGCACUUUCGUAUGUGAAUUGCCGGCUGAGAUUCUCAAGCUCAAGUGCCUAUGCCAUCUUCUGGUUUACCGCUAUAGGACUGGAGACGGGUAUUAUAUACCAUGUGAUUGUGUAGAUGGAAUUAAGGUGCCUGCUGGAAUCGGGAGCAUGAGAUCCCUACAGAAGUUGGCACAUAUAGAGGCAGAGAGCGGCAUCAUUAGAGAGCUGGGGAAUCUUACCCAACUGAGGAGGUUAGGCAUUAUCAAGCUAAGAGUGGAAGAUGGGAAUGAUUUAUGCACUUCCAUUGAGAAGAUGAUUCACCUUCACUCCUUUUCUGUGAUAUCAAUGGCCAAGGAGGAGGUUCUCGACCUGCAUUCUUUAUCACAUUCUCCGCUACCUCUUCGAUGUCUAAAUUUGAUAGGGCGUUUGGAGAAGUUACCUGAAUGGAUUGCCUCACUUCAUAAUCUGGUCGCCGUUUGUCUGAGAUGCUCAAGAUUGAAGGAUGAUCCACUCAAAGCCCUUCAAUCACUGCCCAAUUUGGUGGAACUCGAACUAGAUCGAGCUUAUGAUGGAGAAGAGUUAUGUUGCGAGGGUAGAGGAUAUCCAAGACUGAAGAAAUUAUGGCUCUUUGAGUUGAGCGGGUUGAAGAAUAUGAGGGUGGAGAAGGGAGCAAUGUCUAGCCUUGAAGAGCUAGAUAUUAGACGUUGCGAAGAAUUAGUGGAGGCGCCGUUGUGGCUCGAACACGUCACUAACCUCAAAAUACUUGACCUGUAUGAUAUGUCGGAGGCUUUCUUGAAUGGGCUCAGAAAGGACGGAGUUGAAGAAUUAGUGGAUUGCAUUCACCACAUCCCAUUCAUACAAUAUACAGACACUCAGACAAAUGCUCAUUGGGAGUUGUCAUGAUUCUGAAGAGCAGUUGUCAGGACCUGCAAACAAUGAAGGUGGUUAGUGACGGAUAUCAAGAGCAAGCGUCAUAUCUCUUUGACUCUCAUUCUAGCCCUCUAGUUUACUAUUUUAGAACUCAACAAGUGACAUUGUCACUUUGGCAUUCCUUAUUUCCAGUUUUAAAAAUGUUGUUGCUUGUAUUGGGUGUAGUUAAUUGUUGUCUGAUACUUGUAAGCUCCUGAAGCAUCAUGGGAGUAUUUCUUUUUCUAGAGAUGGAGCUGGAAUUUGUGGAUGGGGAUAACUUGAGUAAUGCAUACUUUU
Molecule: messenger RNA, 1201 nt
Organism: Magnolia sinica
Lineage: Eukaryota; Viridiplantae; Streptophyta; Magnoliopsida; Magnoliales; Magnoliaceae
Product: disease resistance protein RPM1-like
Exons: 2
Coding region: 164-898 (244 amino acids)
Source: RefSeq, a predicted model, not a curated record